AUGGCCCUCUCAAGGGGAGAAGCAGCAGGCCUCUUAUCUGCACCCCUCAGACGCUCCGUGAGAAGACCAAAGCCUGAUACGAGUUCUGUGGUGUCCGUGUCGCAGACGCUCCGUGAGAAGACCUGCCUGCUGGAGGUAAGCUCCUCGGUGAAGGCCAGCCUCUACAGUGGGCUGGUGGAGCUCCUCGGUGAAGGCCAGCCUCUACAGUGGACUGCUGGAGCUCCUUGGCCAGCCUCUACAGUGGACUGGUGGAGCUCCUCGGUGAAGGCCAGCCUCUGCAGUGGGCUGGUGGAGCUCGGAGGCUCUGCCAAGUACCUGAAGAAGAAGACCUCCUCCGCUCGCCAGUGCAGCGUCACCCUCAAAUACCACGUGACCACCGAGUUUAAAGAGCUCCUGAUAUCUGAGCUCGGGACUCCAAAGCCGGAUGUUUUGGACACGGCAGAUGCCACUCAUGUGGUGGUGGGAGUGCUCUACGGGGCUCACGCACUGAUGGAGUUUAAAGACACAGCCGGCGAUGCUUCCAGCAAGCAGGAAAUCCUGGGGAACCUGAAGGUAAUGAUCGACAGGAUACCGAAAUGUAACAUCAGCGUUGAUGGAAGGUUACAGUUGGACGAUAAAGACAGGGAGAAGGUGAAGAACAUGAGCUGUGAGUUCUACGGUGACGUUCAUCUGAAGGACCUUCCAUCUACGUACGAGGAGGCUGUGAAGGUGUACAAGAAGCUGCCCAGCCUGCUGGGACAGAAAGGAGAGAACACUGUGCCUGUGAAGGUCUCCUUAUAUCCACUGAGCAUGUUUGGUAAUACUGAGUCCAAGCUGAAGAACAUGAUCUCAGUCAAGCUGGUUGCAGACGUGGAGAAGGCCAUGGAUGCUUUCCACCAGGCUGAGAUAAGAACUAGUGACCUGCUGGAGAGGAGCAGAGAGAUCAAGACUGAAGACAUCGUCCAAAAACUGGAGCGCUUCCGAAGCAGCCUGAGGAUUUUCACUGUUAAUUUCCUGCGGAAAAUGGGAGACCUGAUCCCAGCCAUCAGAGGAGGCAACAUGGAGGAGAAUGCCCUGGGAGACCUUAUGAAGUUCCAGGAUGCAUCUGGCUUCAGUGGGAAGGAUAUGAAGCUGUGGCUGGAUGGAAAAGAGACUGAGAUCAAUGUUGUCACAAAGAACAUAACCAAACUGAAGUCUGAGAUUAGACCUCCUGGCCCGGAGCUCGACUCUUUCCUGAUGGACCCAGAUGUGACUGAUGUUUUCGUAUUCAGCUUCACCUCUCUGAGUUAUGAUGAACCGUACCUGGAGCAAAUCUCACAGGCAGCUGAGAACUUCAAGAGUGGUUCCACCACCUUUAGCACACCUGAACGGAACCCAGGAAAGGAGGUGGAUGCUCCCUGGUACAGGAGACCAGAAGUGAAGGAGGCCCUAGGCUCUGCACGUGAGGUCUUUAACAAAGCACCCCUCAAAGUCAUCAGCUUCAUUUCCGACACAAGAUACCCAGGAGCAUCCGUCCGGUGGUAUCACAACGCGCACUUGAAAGAUCCACACGUAACAACCAUCCCAGUACAUCUGCAUACUCGUGAGUUCACACUGGACCCCAACACAGUGAGCAGAUAUCUCCGUCUGUCUGAGGGGAACAGGAAGGUGACACAUGCCGGGGAGAAGCAGCCGUAUCCUGACCACCCUGACAGAUUUACGGGCAACUUCUUUGCUGGAUUGAUCACCUGCCCCCAGGUGCUGAGCAGAGAGCCUCUGCCUGGACGCUGCUACUGGGAGUGUGAGUGGAGUGGGAGGGGCGUGUAUGUGGGAGUGGCCUAUACGAGCAUGAGCAGGAGGGAAUUCAUUGGCUACUCUGCCAAGGCCUGGUGUCUGUACUGUUGCAGUGACGAAUACGAAGCCUACCACAAUUCCAAUAGGACUGUCCCACCUGUCACCCCCGCAGACUCCAGGAGAGUAGGAGUGUAUGUGGACCGUGAGGUCGGCACUCUGUCCUUCUACAGGGUCUCCUCUGAUACUCUCACACACCUGCACACCUUCACCACCACAUUCACUAGUGAGCCCCUACAUGCAGCAAUUUAUGUUUAUCCUGACUCAUCAGUGUCUCUGAUCUAGAUCACAUGACCUGCUGCAGGACACACACACACACAC
Sardina pilchardus (European sardine) is the source of this 2130-nucleotide messenger RNA. RefSeq names its product stonustoxin subunit beta-like. The coding region runs from base 1 to 2094 and encodes 697 amino acids. The transcript has 4 exons. The record is from RefSeq and is a predicted model, not a curated record. Gene Ontology annotation, molecular function: protein binding. NCBI's taxonomy places the organism in Eukaryota, Metazoa, Chordata, Actinopteri, Clupeiformes, Clupeidae.